UCCUCAGUGCAGGAUAACGAAACAGUCACCUCCUUCACCUUCUCUGCAAAACAAAUCAUUUUUGUUAGAGUGUAACACAACAUUGGCUCCGCUGCUGUUACCCUGUUUACUUAACGACAUUUGAAGAGGACUACGCAAUUAAACGUGAAGUUUUGAGGAGAUCUCUGGACAAUCAUCAUCACCACUGCUGACCAUGGAUGUGAUCGUGCGUCGCUGCCCCUUCCUGGCUCGUGUGCCCCAGGCCUUCUUCCAGCAGCCCAAAAAGUCUAUGGUGUCGUACGCCCAGAAAUGCCCCAUCAUGAUGGAGCUGGCCGCUAAACCUAUGGCUCCAUCAAUGGCACGGGCCCUCUGCUCCUCCUCCUCCCACCAGAGGACUGAGGACGCCAUGUCUGCCACUGAAGGCCCCAAACAGGUACAGGAGCCCAAGCUGCCAAGUGGCCACCCCAUGCCAGCAUCAGGUCAGGCGGCCUCCAAGUGCCCCUUCCUUGCGGCUGAGAUGGGCCAGAAGAACAGCAAUGUGGUCCGCCAGGUCGGCAUGGAGUACCAGGAGGACGUUCAGGAAGUCCGCACGGUCCAGAAAGAAGUGUCCGCCGCCCAGUUGAAGAAGCCGUCCCUGACCAGUACCAUUAAGGGAAGUGGGGAUCUAAUGAAGACCCUCCUGAAACAGAGACCUAAAGGUGUCUCUCACUUGCUGCAGGAGAACUUGGCAGGCAGUAUGUCCCGCUACCAGUAUGAUGAAUUUUUCGAGAAGAAGAUAGAAGAGAAGAAGAGUGACCACACAUACCGUGUGUUCAAGACCGUGAAUCGUCUGGCCAGCGAUUUCCCCAUGGCUGAGGACUUCACUGGCUCUUUAGACGACAAGAAGGAGGUUUCCGUUUGGUGCAGCAACGACUACCUGGGCAUGAGUCGACACCCACGGGUCGUGCAAUCAAUUACGGAUACUUUACGAAAGCAUGGUUCCGGGGCAGGAGGCACCAGGAACAUCUCUGGGACCAGUAAAUUCCACGUGGAACUGGAAAGUGAACUGGCUGACCUUCACAAUAAGGACGCUGCGCUGCUCUUCACCUCCUGCUUUGUCGCCAAUGACUCCACCCUCUUUACCCUCGCCAAGAUGCUACCUGGUUGUGAGAUCUACUCCGAUGCGGGCAACCACGCCUCAAUGAUCCAGGGUAUCAAGAACAGCGGUGCUAAGAAGUUCAUUUUCCGCCACAAUGACGUCGCCCAUCUUCGAGAGCUUCUACAGAAGGGAGACCCCACUAAACCGAAGAUCGUUGCCUUUGAGACCGUCCAUUCCAUGGAUGGUGCUGUGUGUUCGCUGGAGGAGAUGUGCGAUGCGUCCCAUGAGUUUGGAGCCAUCACCUUCGUGGACGAGGUGCACGCUGUGGGCCUGUACGGCUCCAGGGGGGGCGGCAUCGGAGACCGGGAUGGCGUCAUGCACAAGAUGGAUAUCAUCUCAGGGACACUAGGAAAGGCAUUCGGGUGCGUGGGCGGCUACAUCGCGAGCACAGCAGCUCUGGUGGACACGGUGCGUUCCUACGCUGCUGGUUUCAUCUUCACCACCUCUCUGCCGCCGAUGCUGUUGCACGGAGCCAGGACCUCCAUCCAGGUCCUGAAAGGGGAAGAGGGUCGCGCGCUGAGACGCAAACACCAGCGCAACGUCAAGCUGCUCCGACAGAUGCUGAUGGACUCGGGGCUGCCGGUGGUGCACUGCCCCAGUCACAUCCUCCCUGUCCGGGUGUCAGAUGCAGAGAAGAACUCAGAGGUGUGUGACCUCAUGAUGAGUCGCCACAACAUCUACGUGCAGGCCAUCAACUAUCCCACUGUUGCCAGGGGAGAAGAGCUCCUGCGUAUCGCCCCGACUCCUCACCACACCCCUGAGAUGAUGAAAUACUUUGUUGAGAAGCUGGUGCACACAUGGAAGGAUGUGGGCCUGAGUCUGAAGCCCCACUCCUCAGCAGAGUGCACGUUCUGCCAGCAGCCGCUGCACUUCGAGAUGAUGAGCGAUCGUGAAAAGUCUUACUUCAGCGGCCUCAGCCAUCCCAUCUCAGCCUGCGCAUAACACUACUCACAACGGCUGGCUAUAGACGGCAAAUACACACUCAACAGCCAUUCCUCUAUCACUGUCAUAGAUUGUAUUAAUUAUCUUUGAUAAGUCCUCCUACACAUAUUAUUUAAAAUAUUCUACGUCAGAUGUUCUAUAUGCUCAGAAUAAAAUAUGAGAUGAAAAAAA
Molecule: messenger RNA, 2230 nt
Organism: Notothenia coriiceps (black rockcod)
Lineage: Eukaryota; Metazoa; Chordata; Actinopteri; Perciformes; Nototheniidae
Product: 5-aminolevulinate synthase, nonspecific, mitochondrial
Exons: 11
Coding region: 194-2059 (621 amino acids)
Biological process (GO): heme biosynthetic process; hemoglobin biosynthetic process; erythrocyte development
Cellular component (GO): mitochondrion; mitochondrial matrix
Molecular function (GO): 5-aminolevulinate synthase activity; pyridoxal phosphate binding
Source: RefSeq, a predicted model, not a curated record